GUGUGUGAGAGAGUGUGUGUGUGUGUGUGUGUGUGUUCUCCAUCCUCUGAGGCGUUCACGGAGCCCCACCCUGCCUCCUGUGCGUGCACCAUCUCGUCACACAGCACGUUUCUUGCAGCGGCAGCAGCGGGACGGGGCGCAGCGGAGCGGACAGUUGUGGAGACGGAGAUGGGAGCGCAGCGAUGACACGGACGCACCGGGCGGGGACGACGGCUCUGCGCGGCCGGGAGAUGCUGUGCUUGAUCGGAACCUGCCUCUGGCUGCCGCUCCUGGCGGAGGUGGUGGCUGAGGACAGCUACUUGAACGAGGUGCAGAACUCAGUGCCUCUGUCCUGCUCGGAGGGAUUCACAGAGCUGGGAUACUACAACGGCACCGUGUCCCAGACGGACUCCGGCGCCCCCUGUCUGAAGUGGACCGAGUUCCCCGACUACGUGAUGCAGUACCCGGGCCGAGGGCUGGGCGACCACAGCUACUGCCGGAACCCGGACCGGGAGUCCAACCCCUGGUGUUUCUUCAGACAGAACUCUGGGGCCAUUGGCUGGGCGUACUGCGACUGCCACCAGGGCGCCGCUCGGCUGGUCGGCAGCUCGUUCUCCGGCAGCGGGCGGGUGGAGGUCUACCUGAACGGCCAGUGGGGGGCGGUGUGCGACUCGCACUGGACGGACAGAGACGCCAGUGUGGUCUGCAGGCAGCUGGGCCUGAGUGACAUUGGCACGGCGCUGCAGCACUCGCAGUUCGGCUCGGGCUCCGGCCUCUUCCACUACGAGCGUCUGGGUUGCCGCGGGGAUGAGAACGCCCUGAGUAACUGCCGGAGCCGGACGUUCGUCACCGGCGACUGUAGCCAUGGCAACGAGGCAGCAGUGCUGUGCGCGCCGCCAGAAGGCAGUGGACCUCCGCUGCGUUUGGUCGGAGGCGAGGAAGACUUUGAAGGUCGAGUGGAGGUGUUUCACACCGGACGGUGGGGCUCCGUCUGCGAUGACCAAUGGGACGACAGAGAUGCCGAAGUGGUCUGCAGGCAGCUCGGUUUUGGGGGCGUGGCGAAGGCCUGGUCGUGGGCUCACUUCGGUCAGGGUUCAGGCCCGAUCCUGCUGGACGCCGUGAGGUGCACAGGAAACGAGCUCUUCCUGGAUCAGUGUCCCCACGGCGACUGGGAGCAACACAACUGCGACCACAUGGAGGAUGCUGGGGUCUCCUGCAGCCCUUACACAGAUGGCGUGGUGCGUCUGGUGGGAGGCGACAGUCCCUGGGAGGGUCGAGUGGAAGUUCUCCACAACGGCGACUGGGGCACGGUGUGUGACGACCACUGGACCCAGCAGCAUGCGGAGGUGGUCUGCAGACAGCUGGGCUACAGGGGUCACGCCGAGGUCGUGUCGGACGGCACUUUCGGGGAGGGCGUCGGCCUGAUCCUCCUGGACGACGUGCACUGCGCGGGCUCCGAGACCUCGCUGCUGGACUGUCCGCACGGGAUCUGGGGCCGGACCGACUGCUCUCACGGCGAGGACGUCGGGGUUCGCUGCAGGGCCCGAUCCGGCCUGGAGACCAACGAGGUGCCGGUCAUCGCGCCUUCCACGGGUCCCCUGGUGCGUCUGGUGGGUGGCGGCAGCAGAAAGGAGGGUCGAGUCGAGGUGUAUCUCCAUGGCGACUGGGGGAGCAUUUGCGACUCAGGUUGGAACGACCUGAACGCCGCCGUGGUGUGCAGACAGCUUGGCCACAGCGGCGGCGCGGUAGCAGCCCGAGGGUUCGGUCAGGGCAAGGGGCCCAUUCACCUGGACCAGGUGCGGUGCACGGGGAAGGAGGAGUUCCUGGGAGAGUGCCCCUCUCUGGGUCAGAGCUUCCAGAGCUGCCGGCGGCGGGAGGACGCAGGGGCGCGGUGUGACGCCGCGCCGACGCAGGAGUCGGCGGCGCAGGCCAAACCCGAGGAGCGGAGCUGCGGGCUGCGGAAGCUGGUGGUGGGGGAGGGGGAGGGGAGCAAGGGGAGGAGCCAGGGAGAGGAAAACACGCUCAGGACCACGUGGCCGUGGCAGGUGUCAGUGUGGCUUCAAUCCCAAGAGAAAGAUGGCGGUCCUCUCUGCAGCGGCACCCUGAUCAGCCCCUGCUGGGCCCUGACCUCUGCGCACUGCGUCAGCAGGUUCGGCAGCGAUCCGUCCAGGUACGUGGUGCGCGUCGGGGCGUCGGAGCGGACGCUCACUCCGGAGCGGGUGGUGGUUCACAGGAAGUACAAGGGUCAGAGCGGAGGUCACGAUCUGGCCCUGAUGAAGCUGCCCAGCGCCAAGGGCCACUGUCUGACCUUUGACCCCAACACGAACGCAGCGUGCCUCUCGGCCGCAGACACCGAAUCGGGGGGCAACGCUCCGUCCUCUUGUGUUGUCAUGGUUACCGCUGCGUGGACAGGACCAGACUCCGUUCUUGCGUCCUGGGUCCCUCUGAUGUCGUCCUGGCAGUGUAAGAAGCGCUAUGGCGACAGCUUCUCCAGCCACGGCACACUGUGCGCUGGCAGUCCUCCAGACACCAGCCUCCUCCAUGGCAACAGUUGCCAGGGCAACUCCGGAGGCGGGCUGCUGUGUCAGGGCGAGACGGGUCGAUGGGUCCUCACCGGGCUCGUCGCCGGGGGUUACAGCUGCGCUGACCCUUCCUCCCCUGCGCUCUACACCCGCGUCAGCCGCUUCAGGAGCUGGAUCGACGAGGUCGUCGGCGUGCGAGAGGAGCCGCAGGCGCACACGCAGACACGAGGAGAUCUGACACACAACGAUCUGACGCACGCACGCGAGGAACGCGCGCACGGCGAGGGCAAAGACGAAUACUUCCACACGCACGGCAAGGUCAAACCCGCACACGAUCAGCAGCAGACCAACGAAAUCGGCGAGAUUAAACAGAAACACGCGCACGCUCAUCAUCCACACACUGAUCAGCAUGUCGACGUGCACACUAAGAGCACACACGCCCACCACGUAGGGGAAUCAGACACAAACACACAGAUCCUGGUCUGAUCGAGGCUGUGCCAUAGGCUUACCAUCUGUGCCAUGUGACCGCCUGAGGAGGAGGAGGAGGAGGAGGAGGAGGAGGAGGAGGGUUAAAGGAAGAUGCUCUUAACUUAAAGUCAGUAAAAAUGACCGUCGCUGUGCUCGUUUCAGAUCUGAACUCAGUGUUGUGAAUCCCCAAGUGUUUGCGGUUGCUCGUCGUCGGCCGGGGGCACAGUGAUGUGGGCAGACGUUUCCAGGACGGACGACGGCGCGCGUGGGCGGCGAUUUGUGGCGCUUUUCCAUGUGUGUUACAGCCCGUCGCGAGCCAGAGCGAUGACUGAUGCGUCGGCAAAUGUUCAGAUCCAUCCGGCGUGCGGACGCGAGGGGGCCCGUCUCGGACACUGAAAAUCAAAAAAAAACUCGGCAUGGCAUGUAAUUUUAAGGACAAUAGUGUUAGCAUAAGAGCAUUUCGGCGGACAUGUCAGAGAUGGUCACACGAGAAUCUGCGCUAAAACAAAAUUUAACCUAUUAUUGUGUGUCUUCUGUGUGAGCUGUUAGAAGAUCUCUGUUAGGUAACAAAACGCCAACCAACCAACCAUAAGAGCAUCUAGUAUAAAGGCUGAAUGCAUUUCAUCACUGUUCCUCUAAACUCCAAACGAGUUACUGUACAUUUGGAUACAAAUUCAGAAGUGGGUGAUUUUUUGCUUUUUGCAAACAGGGCUCCUCUCUUCAGGCUGUUGCCUCGUACCUUUACUGGUGCAAGUGCUGUUGCUCAUUUAGACCCACGACUAAGCUGCUGUGUUUAACCCGGGACCAUGCCAGUGAUUUAGCAUGUUUUUUGUGUUUUUAUUGGGAAUAAUGUGGAUUUAACUCUGCUGCUGACGAGUCUGAAAGAGCGACCAGAGGGAAUUGAAUUCGCAAUUUUCAUUCCCAUUGUCAUCCAAUUACGUAUCUCAAAAACCUGACAGUGAAGCGACACAGAAAUGAACUGGGAAAUCAAAAUGGAAACACACAUCAACAGUAAUAAAAGGAGGAAUGUUGUACAAACAUCAGGAAAUCCGUCUUAAAGUGCGUCCGUGACGACACCGGCCGUGUUCACCUUGGUACGACUGGUUCUUGGUUAUCAUUUCCUGUGUAAACUGUCUUUGGGUGUCUUAAAAAGCGCUCUCCCAUUAUCAUAUUUUAUUAUAAUUAAUAUUACUGUAGUAGUAGUAGUAGUAGCAGUGAUUAGUGGUAGUAAUAUUAGUAGCAGUACCUUCCACUGUCAAACACAGAGGAAACUCUUUUUGCAAAGGGUUUAUCAAUUGUUUUUAAUGGCUUUAUUUGUGGUGAGUUAAAUUUUUUUACUAGUAAUUUAUGAACCCAGCUUAUAUUUUGUUAAUCCACAACUUUUGCCUUGUCGUUAAAAUCACAGGUGACUUACUCACUUUAACUUUGUGAACGUUAAUGACAUGAACACUUAUGUUUAUAAGUGUUCAUAAUAAUAGGUUAAAGACUUGAUAUUGGAAAGCUCUCAGAUCCUUGCGACCCCAAAAUUGCUAACAAAGCAUUAAUACAUCAUUUAUUAACCAUUAAAAAGUAAAUACUUGCAUUUUUUCUUUUAAAAGAUGCACAAUGCUCAAAUCAAAGUCUGCUGUUGAACCAUCAGCGUAUGAAGUAUGAAGCUUUUUGUCUCCGUUGUGUUGCAAAUGCAACAAUCUUCCCAAAAACCAUUCACCACUUUCCAGGCAGCUGUUUGUUUCCAUUGAUUUUUAUGCAAUAUGAAAAAAAAAGAAGAAAAAAAAUCAAUGAACACAAUCUGGAAACAUGAGAGUAAAAACAUUUUUUUGCCAGAGUUGUCAUUGUUGCUGUGAGGUAAUUCCCGAGCAGGUCAAUUAAACUGCAUUACCCCGCGAAAAACAACCUUUUAAAACAUUAUCUUGCAGGUUUUAAGAUUCCGCUGAUCAAUUUUCUAUUCCAAAGGGAAAAAGGAGGAAACAGCGGCUGCCUGGAAAACAGGAAAAAUACACAAACUGGAACACUUCAAAUAUGGUUAUAUGGUUUUGUCAGCAGAUUCAUCAAGUGUACACAAUCUGUUGUUGCGCGUUUGUGGAACACUGGUAUGGUCCCCUUUAAUUGUACAGGACAAUUCUCUCCUUUUAAAAAGCCAUCGGAGGCCGACUGUUGCGUUGUGAAAUAUCUUUUUUCUACUGAUUCCCGCUUAUGGCUCUAGAUAGAUGAACGUGUAGGCAGAUAGAUGAACGUGUAGGCAGAUAGAUGAACGGGUAGGCAGAGAGAUGAACGGGUAGGCAGAUAGAUGAACGGGUAGGCAGAUAGAUGAAUGGGUAGGCAGAGAGAUGAACGGGUAGGCAGAUAGAUGAACGGGUAGGCAGAUAGAUGAACGGGUAGGCAGAGAGAUGAACGGGUAGGCAGAUAGAUGAACGGGUAGGGAGAUAGAUGAACGGGUAGGCAGAUAGAUGAACGGGUAGUUAGAUAGAUGAACGGGUAGGGAGAUAGAUGAACGGGUAGGCAGAUAGAUGAACGGGUAGGCAGAUAGAUGAACGGGUAGUUAGAUAGAUGAACGGGUAGGGAGAUAGAUGAACGGGUAGGGAGAUAGAUGAACGGGUAGGCAGAUAGACGGGUAGAUAGCUACAUGCUCCAGAGUUUAGAUAGUACGUGUGCUGCAUUUUUAGAUAGCUGAACUACUGUGGAAGUUAAAUGUUGUCUGUUCUGUUGUUGGCUGAGCAGAUGUGUGAUCAGUCCAGAAGAUGGCGACAUUGCUCUAUUUUCACAGGGGCCACCUCUCCCUGGAUGAUGUUGGGCCCUGAUGAUGAUGUUGAUGACGAUGAUGGUUCUUUUUUCUUUUCUCUUUUUUAUACUCUUGCUGUAAGUGUACGGACUUGACUUGUGCUUCGAUGUGCUGUGAACCGCUGUGUCGUGAAGCAUCGUGUGACCCGCGAACUGCUGCUGUUCCCUCCAACACGGCUCCCCGUCCCGAUGCCCGUUGUUAUGAUCCUGUACAUACAAACCCCCCCCCCCCCCCCCCCCCCCCCCCCCCGUUCCCGAGACUUUGGAUGUUUCAACCAUGCAGAAACCGUGGGUUCAUGUAAAUACUGUUAUGUCUAUACAGCUGGAUGGUGAGGGGAGCAGAGGGGGAGUGUUAAAGACGGAGGCCUAUACUUCAACUGUGCUACUCCACCCAUCAGCUGUCCCUCAGUGUAACGUGCUGAAUCAUGGUUGAGUAUUAAAAACAUAUACCUGGUGAGAAAAGGUU
Messenger RNA from Scophthalmus maximus (turbot), 6213 nucleotides. RefSeq names its product neurotrypsin-like. Gene Ontology annotation, biological process: proteolysis. Gene Ontology annotation, cellular component: membrane. Gene Ontology annotation, molecular function: serine-type endopeptidase activity. The record is from RefSeq and is a predicted model, not a curated record. The coding region runs from base 183 to 2987 and encodes 934 amino acids. The transcript has 14 exons. Lineage: Eukaryota; Metazoa; Chordata; Actinopteri; Pleuronectiformes; Scophthalmidae.